UCAAUCGAGAAUUUUAUAUACGUCGUUCUUGUUCUUUGAAAACGGAAUUUCCACUCUGCUUUAACGUCCAGUUCGUUCUAGUUGGCCUGAAAUUCGAAACCCUAGUUUGCUUUUUAGGGUUCUUAGAAAACCCAAAUCUUUUUCUUUUCUUUUUAUCAUUUACAGAAUCCAAAUCAUAUUCAAAUUCAUAGCCACCUGAAAAAUAACGGUUCUGUUAAAUUCAAUUGAUCUGUAUGUAAAUUCAAUUGUUUCGAACCUUGGAUUGCUAAAUUUUGAUCCAAAGGUGGUUAUUAAAUGGCGGAUCAACAAGAAGAAGAGGACCUGAGAAUGGCUCUACGGAUGAGCAUGCAAAACUCGCCACCAGAGCCUAAGAGGAGCAAGCCGAGGGAAGCUGUUAGCUCAGCCACGACGACGCCGGAGGAGAGCCGACGGUUGCAGCGUGAACUCAUGGCAGCCGCAGCUGAGAAACGGAUGCUGGCGGCGGCUAAAAGCGUUUCGGCUUCUAGUUCCCCUUCAAAAAGCGAAAGGAGCGGAGAUUUAGGAAGGAAAGAGACCGAAAUGAAAGCCAAAGAAGCGAAUUUGGGUAAUGAAUUGUCGGAGGAAGAAGCUUAUCAGUUAUUUUCAAUGGUUUUUGGGAGUGGGGUUUCGAAGGAUAUACUUGCUCAGUGGAGCAAUCAGGGUAUAAGGUUUAGCCCUGAUCCAGAAACUUCUAUGGGCCUAGUGCAGCAUGAAGGUGGGCCCUGUGGUGUCUUAGCAACCAUACAAGCGUUUGUGCUCAAACAUCUUCUUUUCUUUCCGGAUGAAUUAGUUAAAGUUACACCAAACAUACCACAGAAUUUGAGUUCCAGGAGAUCAUCCAAAAAUCAAUAUGUUGCGUUAAAUAAUUUUGCUGCUUUUACUGAAGAAGCAAAAGCAAGAGCCCUGGUUAAAAGUAUGGGUGAGAUAUUGUUUUUAUGUGGAAAUAAUAAAAGAGCUGUAAUUGCAACUUUGAGUGCUAUUGGCUAUGGCAUUGAAGGAUCUGAAGACAGUCCAAAGGACGUGAUCAUUGCGCAAGCACUUGAAGGUCUUUCAAUUGAAACACCUUCUGAUUUGCAGAAAGUUUUAAGAGUUGACACAUACACAACACCCGCAAGUGCCUUUAAGAGGCUCGAAGCAAUGAUUACUGUUUUUCAAAGUCGCAUGGGAGCAUUGCUAUUCCUUAUCUCUGCAUUACUUUCUCGAGGAUUGGACUGGGUUCAAGCUGACCGGGAUGAUCCCAGCCUUCCUCUAGUAACUGCACCGUUUGGGCAUGCUUCUCAGGAAAUUGUGAACCUAUUGCUCUGUGGGCAAGCUGUUCCAAAUGUUUUUGAUGGAAGGAUGGAUUUAGGUGGUGGCAUGUUUUUGAAGGGUAUAUCUACAAAUGUGGAAGUUGGAUUCCUCACUCUCCUAGAAUCCCUUAAUUUCUGUAAGGUUGGCCAAAAUCUAAAAUGCCCAAAAUGGCCAAUAUGGGUUGUUGGGAGUGAGUCCCAUUAUACGGUGCUAUUUGCUCUGGAUACAGCUGUUCAAGAUGAGAAUGAACUGGAAGAAAGGGAAUCACAGAUCCGGAAAGCUUUUGAUGCCCAGGAUCAGAGUGGGGGUGGUGGCUUCAUUAGUGUGGAAGGUUUCCAUCAGGUCCUCAGGGAGACAAAUAUCAGACUUCCAUCUGAGAAACUUGAUAGCCUUUGCAGCUCGGGCUUCAUUGUGUGGAGUGAGUUCUGGCAGGUUAUUUUGGACUUAGACAAGAGCUUGGGGGGUUUAAAGGAUUCAACUGGUCAGAUGGGUAGAAAGAUAUUUGAUCUUUACCAUUUUAAUGGGAUUGCAAAAUCAGAUUUGAAUGGCAGCCAAGCCACAUCUGGAAGUGAGACUCCAAUACAAAGACCCAGGCUUACAAAGUUGAGGGUUUCAGUACCCCCAAGGUGGACACCAGAGGAAUUCAUGGCGGAUGUGGCAGUUCCAUCUGGUGCUGCGGGGAGUGAUUCAAGUGGGAAAGACGCUGAAGUGGCUAAACCUGAACCUCCUCAGCAUGCACCAUUGGUGGAUUGCAUUAGAACGCGCUGGCCUCGUGCCGUUUGUAAUUGGGCGGGGGAUCCCCCUAGUAUAGUCUGAAUGUAUAUGAAUCAUGUCAGAGAUCCCUUUGGGGCCCUUGGUGGUGGGACUUGCGGAACAUGGUGCUCGAAAUUGGAAAGCAAAAUUUAAAUAAAAAAAAAAAGAAAAAAAAAAAACGAAGAAAGAAAAGCCGCUGGCUGCAAACCUGGUUGGUUGGUUUGCGCACAACUUUGGGCAAAUGAGAGAAGAGGUUAUUUUUUCUGGUUUUGUCUGUUCAGCUUAUGUGCAUGUCCAUUUCUGUUGUGUAUUUGCUUUAGCAUUGACAUUCUAAUUCAAUUUUCAUAUGUUAAAUGCUGAAGGAAAAGGAUUAUAUACAAUCUAUUUUGUCAAUGAAAUCUGCAUUCAUUCA
Molecule: messenger RNA, 2473 nt
Organism: Theobroma cacao (cacao)
Lineage: Eukaryota; Viridiplantae; Streptophyta; Magnoliopsida; Malvales; Malvaceae
Product: ubiquitin interaction motif-containing protein
Biological process (GO): protein K48-linked deubiquitination
Molecular function (GO): cysteine-type deubiquitinase activity; K48-linked deubiquitinase activity
Source: RefSeq, a predicted model, not a curated record